Seminavis robusta is the source of this 1125-nucleotide messenger RNA. Lineage: Eukaryota; Bacillariophyta; Bacillariophyceae; Naviculales; Naviculaceae. The record is from the annotation of a GenBank genome assembly.
AUGGAGAGAAGCAACCACGAAGUCCUUGCUUUUGUGGUGGCAGUUGCCUGCAUGGCUAAGGGUAUGCAGGCAUACUUGAGUCGUUGCGAGUCUGAUCUUUUGGAGAGAAGCAACCAUGAAGUCCUCACUUUUGUUGUGGCAGUUGCCUGUGUGGCUUACGGUACUGGCAUGCAAGGCUACUGGAGUAAUUAUGAGUCUGAUCUUGUCCAUUUUGUGGUCUGUUUGGUUGGUGCAUUGAUUGGAUACAUUGCACUGUGUGCCCUCGUCAAGAUUGUUGCAGUGAAGCAAACCAAAGGAAACCAGCUCCUAUCCAAGGAGGUGGAGUGGAUGGUGUGGCUUCAGCGAGGCGCUGGCUCUCGGCCUGAGCAAAAUCAACCUCUGAACAUUCGGGUCGCAAGUUUCUGCCGGCAUCUUGUCACAGAUGAAGCAAUCUUCAUCGGAACCCCAGUUCUUGUUUGGACCUUUCAAGAACGAAUCAUGUUCCUCCCAUUUGCACUGAACAUCAACGAGAUUGCCAAUGGCUUGAUGAAGUGGUGCGUGCAAAGGCCACGGCCCUAUUGGGUCGAGAAAGACAUUAUCAAUCCUAUCAAGAAGCAAGAACUGGACUAUUCGUUCCCAAAGAAGGCAGAUGUGCUGAAUCAGUUCAUUGAAGACUUGGAUUUACAAGAACAACUCAAGGCACUAGCCAUCUUUUUUGCACUCAUUCCCACGGCAUUUGGGCUCAUCCGUCACCUUUUUCAGCAAGACAGUGCCACCCUAGCCAAAAUCCAGACCAAGGAUGUCUUUCGCAGUGGCAACAACAAGGUCAAUGUCCAUCAAAUGGAUGCGACGAUUCGAAGCCUUGACAAGUACAGCUUCACUUUGAUCAGCCUGUUUGGAUCUGGUGUGGGAUGUGUUCUCAUGUUGCAAGACAAUCGAAACUACACCAUGCAGUUCCCCGUCAGUGCAAUGACGUUGACAGAAGUAAUGCAGAGCGAUUUCUUGUGGAAGCGCAUCUUGCUUGUUGGAGUCCCCAUCAUGCUCUCCUUGUUCAUGAUGGCAUUGGUCGUGCCCAAGAAAUUGACUUCCAACAGGGGCAGCAAUCAGGCUACAAGUUCAAGUGCCAGAUUCUCGCCCUCUCCUUGA